This is a messenger RNA of Styela clava, 6991 nucleotides long. Its product is annotated as choline transporter-like protein 2. Gene Ontology annotation, molecular function: transmembrane transporter activity. Lineage: Eukaryota; Metazoa; Chordata; Ascidiacea; Stolidobranchia; Styelidae. The record is from RefSeq and is a predicted model, not a curated record. Gene Ontology annotation, cellular component: membrane. Gene Ontology annotation, biological process: transmembrane transport.
CCUUUGUCUUAUAUUUUCAGCUUUUUCUAGAUAAAUACCACAAACAAUAAAAGAAUAUAUUUGGUUCCACAACAAACUGAAAAAAUCUUUCAGGAGCACUUAAACAUCUUCCCCAGAGUUCGAACAAUUGAUUCUUAUCUCAAAAAUAAUCAAAAAAAUACUCAAAUCAUCAAAAACUCCUUUACCAUCAGGGCGUUGGAAAUUUUGUCGUGCCUUUUUGCGAAGAAAUAUUACUUGAAAAACCAAGAGAAAAUUAACUCUUCGAUUGAACAAUAAAAAGAUAUGGGAUCCUGCUGCAGUGGACAAAAUGACGAAGACUCUGACAAUAAAUAUGGAAAGGCGAAAACUCACGAUCCGUCCUUCGAUGGCCCAAUUCAUAAACGGUCCUGCACUGACAUCUUGUGUUGUUUGAUUUUCUUUAUCUUUAUCCUCGGAUUCAUUGUUGUCGGAAUAUUCGCUUGGCUGAAUGGGGAUCCGAUCAUUUUAUUGUAUCCAACAGACAAUAAUGGUAGAAUUUGUGGUGUGAAAUAUGGAGAUCUAGAUUUAUCGAACAAGACCAAUGUAUUCUUCUUUGACCUGACAAAAUGCGCAAGUCCUGCCAGUUUGCUGAAAUUUCAAUGUGCAACAACACAGAUCUGUGUGAACUCCUGUCCCAACUCGACAUGGACUUAUUAUCAAGAUGUUCCACAGCUUACAGCAGCACUGGCAGGAGUUAUAGCCACCGGUGUGACUUCUCCCACUAACCUACAAAUCUCUAACUUUGCCGUCAGUAAUCUGGGUGUGGAUUGGUCGAAAUACUUCUGCACAUAUGGAUAUGAUGUCAGAACAGAAUUCGAGAGCAGGUCUAAUGGCUUUCAAGAUCUUAUCGAUAUCAUACAAGAAGGGAAAUGUGCUCCAUAUUACAUUCCUAUGACCCCAUUGGUUGGGAGAUGCAUUCCUACAGUUCUUAAAGACGCCGCAUCCUUCACUUCAAAGACUGUUUCUGGUGAAAGCACUGUAGUUGUGGACGCUCUGAACAACACAGUCACAGGAGAUGCUUUGAAUAAUGGAAGCUUGAUCGUUCAAGCGUAUCUGAAUGCUCAAGAAGUGGGGAUGAAAAUAUUUGCUGAUUUUACAGUAGCAUGGUACUGGGUGCUAGCGGGCCUCGGUGUCGCUGCUGUUGUAUCAUUUCUAUGGAUUGUGAUAAUGAGAUGGGUUGCAGGCCCCAUGAUAUGGAUAACUAUCAUUGCUUUACUUGGAGUAUUUGGAUUUGGAAUCUAUUAUUGCUAUACUGAAUGGCAGCGUUUGUUAAAUGUUGAUGGAGCGGAUCGUUCUGUUAUAGCUAUUGGUUUCACAAGUGACCUCAAUCAAUAUCUUGCUCUACAGGACACUUGGUUAGCUUUCUUCAUCAUUCUCUGCAUCCUUGGAGGAGUCUUCCUUCUCCUUGUGAUCUUUUUGAGGAAGAGAAUUCUCAUUGCUAUACAGAUUAUCAAGUCUGCCAGCAAAGCUGUUGGCAUGAUGAUAUCAACUCUCUUCUACCCUCUAGUGACCUUUGUCCUAGCUGUGAUUGUUGUUUCCUUCUGGGCUGCGACUGCUUUGUUCCUGGCAUCAUCUGGUGAUCCAGUGUAUAGGGUGAUUGACUCAAAUGAAACAAGGGUGGCAGCUGAGGCUACUCCUCUAAACAACACAAAUUGCAAUGUUACGCUAUGGAAUCAGGCUAAUCACACAUAUGCAAAUGACAGCUCAAUAAAAUGUGCCUUCAUUGAGUAUGGAGGAGACUCGGUAUUUCAUCAAAACACCCUCUGGCUUCAGAUUGCCUGCUUGUUUGGAUUGUUCUGGCUUUUGAACUGGGUCAUUGCUCUUGGUGAAUGCACUUUAGCUGGUGCGUUUGCUUCAUAUUAUUGGGCCUUCAAGAAACCUCGAGACAUUCCUGCACUUCCAUUGUUCGGCGCAUUUGGCAGAACAUUGAGGUACCACACUGGAUCUCUAGCAUUUGGAGCAUUUAUCAUUGCUCUGAUACAGAUAAUACGAGUUAUGCUUGAGUACAUUGAUCAUAAAGUGAAAAGUUCCGAAAGCAAAGUAGCCAAGUUUGUCAUUAAAUGCUGCAAAUGCUGUUUUUGGUGUCUGGAAAAAUUCAUGAAGUUCUUGAACAGGAAUGCAUACAUUAUGGUUGCAGUCUAUGGCAAGAACUUCUGCUGGUCUGCAAAGGAAGCCUUCAAACUAAUCAUGAGAAAUAUUAUUAGAGUUGCCGUUGUUGAUAAAGUAACAGAUUUCUUGCUUUUUAUGGGUAAAUUGAUUGUAACAUCCGGUUUGGUUGCUUUGAGUUGGGCUUUCUUCAGCAACCAGAUAUCGUUUGUAUCUGGAUAUGUGCCUUCCUUGAAUUACUACUGGCUACCAAUUGUGGUGAUUGGAAUUGGUGCCUACAUAGUUGCAGCUGGAUUUUUCAACACUUAUGGAAUGGCAGUGGACACAAUCUUCUUAUGCUUCUUGGAAGACUUGGAACGCAAUGAUGGAACGCCGGAGCGUCCAUAUUUUGCAAAUAAAGAAUUACUUGAAUUAUUUGGAAGAAAAAAUACACAAACAGAUCGAGAGCCUAUUUAUGAAGAAGUUGAAUAAACUCCUUCUUUUAUAGCUGUUAAUAAAACGAAUACUUCACUCUCAAAUUUUAAUCUAGUUCUGAGAUGAAACUACUGCAUUAUUCAGCCAUUGGUUACUUAUUAAUUUUGUUACAAUUUAUUUUGUAUUUGUUGAAUGAACUGCAUGAUUUUCAGAGCUGUGACAAUCUUCAGAGCUGUGGCGAAAUUUUUUUUACGAAAUGAGGGCAGUGAUACUUUUUGUUAAAUAAUACAGUAAAAAAAUUUUGUUCUUCUGAUUGAUAUAAAACAUGAUGCCCUGGAGAGAAUUUUUCGCAGUAUACUUCGGGUUGAAAUUGAAAUCGAAAAUGGUGACAGUAAACAUAUAAAAUUACUUUUUUGGCAUGUUGGAGGUUGAAUAAACAUAAAACUCUAAAUAAAUUCUUAAAGUAAACAUAUGAAAUGGCAUUCAUUGCGGAAUGGAUGGUUUGCACAAAGGCUUUCCUGCAAAUCACAUUCUGCUGCUGGAAUAUAUUUCUGGGAUUCGGCAAAGUUUAUUGUUCCUUUAACAUGCUUCUUCAUUGUGCUAUUCAAUUUCUAUUACUGCUAUACACUAGCUUAUUAGAUAUUUUCAGUGUGAUUUUUUGUAGAUGUAUAUUUUUUAUUUUUGAAUGUACAUAUAUGCUUAUAAAUAGGUUACUGUAGAUAUAUAUAAGUUUACUUUAAAGUUAGUAGUGCAAGUUAAAACCUAAAUUUUGUGCCUGCUUUUUUUCCUGCAUUUCUCAUACCAACUUUUUGUUACUGGUAUAUCAUUUUGGAACUUUUCAUUGUGUUUACCUUAAUUUGGUCACGCUGAGAAUCACUAUUUUGUAAGAUUUUAUCACAAAAUUUUGUUGCAUUUUUAUAAUUAUGCAUGAUAUUUGUGAAUGAAAAUUUCUUCAAUCUGUGUGAACCACUGUACUAAAUUUUUUUUCGUUACAAAAUUUAGAAUGAAAUUGUUAUCAGCUGUCAUAUAUUGCGAUAUGCAAUCGUUCCAUUUUUUAUGUCUUAUAACAAUCUGUGUCAUACCUACCCAUCAAACUGGCUAGCAGGCAAAAUUAAUGAAUGAAUAAUUGAGAAAACUACUGCAACAAAAAAUUGUCAAAUAAAAUCAAAUCACAGUCAUUUCAUUUUAAAAUAAUAAAUAAUCAACAAAAUCAUAUAAUUAUUUAUUCAUUUUAAAAAACUGGUAUCUGUCCGCAACUCUUUUUGAAAAGAAUGGGAAAAAACACCAAUUCAAAAACUUAAUUGUCAUUCGAAUGAAAUUUUACAGUUGCUUUAAAAAUCUGUACUUUGUUUUCAACCUUCCACUUGGAUCCUUAAACAGCUGUGUUAAUUUCAAAAAUAUUAUGAUUCGGAAAUGAUCUCAGAAAUUUAGACUUCCAUUGCAUGAGAAUUUUGAAUAGGUUUUUGACAGGAUAUAUAGUUCUUCCAUUGCACCAAAAAUCUCACCUAAAAUAUUGCAAAUCUUUUUUAAAAAUUGUUACUAUUACAUAUAUAUUGCUAAAAACUGGUAUCAUUUUGUGAGCCUCAUCAUUAUUUUCAUAUUAGUAUCAUCAGCUCAAGUCGGGCAGAACCCAGCGGUGGGGUUUGGGGGGAUUGUAUGGGUUUGUGCGUUCAUUCUUGUUUUCGACAUGUUUUUCUGAAAUGUUGAACCUAUUGCUUUGAUACAAAACCUGUUCUUAGGAAUUCGAAUCACAUCACUGACUGCACCCCCCCCCCCCUCUAAAAAUAACUUUCCUUUCCACAGCUCAUCCAAAUAUGCUUAUUUUUCUAUAAUCUAAAUAUUGCUAUUUCGGAUAUGGUGGUUUUGUUUUGGUGCAUUUAUACAUUAUAAGGGGAACACUUGGUUCAUCGAAAUUUUAUGGGGUGAUUCACAGGGGGUGUCACACUCCCUAUUUUCAUAUGUUUGUGUUUUAUAAAUAGGUUCAUGACCAUCUUCUUGAGUUGGAUUACAUACAAUUUUGACAUUUAAGGGCAACCCAAAAAUCUUUUCAUACGGCUGGUCAUUCCACGGUGUAUGGUCGUCCACCAUUCUAUUCCUUAUUUGAGGUUUUGAAUACAAAUACAUUUGGUUUGCUUUGCUGUCAAGUAAUCAUGUUUCAAGAUUUAUUUCUAUUUUUAUUAUGAAUUCUUACAUUCUUUUUUUCCCUUAAUUGCAUAAAAAAUCAUGACCAUAACAUAGCAGUAUUUCACCUUAUAACACAUAUUUGACGUGCAAUGGAGAACAUUCGAAAUUAUGAUUUUUAAGAAAUUGUAACCAUCGUUACAGGUUCAACGGAACUUUUUUGCGGUUUAGGAGACUUUUAAAAUAUCUAUUCAAUGAUUCAAAUACACUUAUUAUUGGAAAAGAUUCGAUGAAAAUCAUAUGUUUUAACUCUCUUAGGACAAAUAAGAGAUUUGAGACAAAAAAGAUCCUACAAUUUGAUCAUAGGUAAUCUUCAACCAAAAUUAUAUCUUGCUGGUUACUGAAAAUUGAUGAUUAUUUAUACACAUUUACGGUUUACGUUAAGGGUUAAUUUUUUGGGACCUCCUGAAGUAUGCGCACCAAGAUGGCGCACAACCUGAACUCAGGUUGUGUACAAGGUUAGGGUUUAGAUUGUGCGACAUCUUGGUGACCAUACUUCAGGAGUACCAUUUUUGGUUAGAAUAUUUGCUUGCAAAAUAAAAAUUGAAGUUCAUUAAGAUAUAGCGAUUUUUUGUCUGAAACACACGACUGUUUAAAAUAUUCUCAAUAUCCUCUAUUUGACACAGUGUAUAAAAACAUUUCUCGAACCAUUCAAUUUUAGUCUUCAUUGUUGAUGCCAGAUCAUAAACUAAUUAAUGCUGCUGAGAAAGGCUUCAAUAACAGUUUAAACAAUUUAAUUUUUUAGUCCAUGAAUCUCAGUUACUGAGGUGAGGCUCAGGUCACGUAUAGUUGUUAAUAACAUAUCAAAGUAGAUGUAGCUCUAAAAAUGUGUGAUUUUUAUUUGUUACAUUAUCUAUGAUAUAAUGAAUAUAUAUUGCUUAUUAUUUUCUUGUUCUCCUUUAGGUAGUGGUUAGUAGUGUUAACUGGUUUAUAAUGUACCUGGAAAGUAAUCAUCAAUUUCUUCUUUUCUAAUUUUUACGAUAUAUGAUGAUAUCUAUUUGAGUGCCUUCUUGGCUUUCUGCUCCUGACUCUUUUCAGUGUAUUACUAAUAAUUGACAUGCUAUGAAGGUAUUUUUAUCUGGUUGUAUUUCUUAUCAUUGUUAUUUGUCGCCUUUACUCCAAAUAGGUUGCCACUAAUAUGUAGGGAGAUACCAUGUAUUAUCAAGAAUAAAAUGUCCUUACAUCUAAAAUAUAUAAUAACUAUUGGUACGCCAUAUGAUUAGGCCAUCUCCCCUCUGGACCAAGGUAAUAUGAAAAUCCUAUUGCAGCCUAAAAAGUAGGUUCUUUCUGGGUUAGGUUUGUGACCAUUGGGCUUAUAGAUAUUUAUGUUGAACAAAUUUCCCUUUUUUUUUCAGUUUCUUUCAUUUUGUAUUCAAGUGUGUAAUAUUGCAAGUGACCAUUCAAAUUCAAGUGAAAAAUAGAUUCAUGUUUGAAACCUAUUUCAAAUGACACAUAGCAUAGCUAUCCCCAACGGCAAGCCAGGUGAACUUCAAGAUCUAAUCUAGUCCAUGACUAAAAAAAUGUGAAGGAAGUAUAAUAAAAACUCUAGAAAAAAUUUCCUGUACUCAAUAUGUUCCUACUUUGUAUAAUAUGGUCUAGAAUUUUUUUGUUCUCCCUGCAAGGGAGAACAUCCACAUAACAACACUAGUUUAGUUACAAGGCCAGGAUUGAGUACUGAAAUGUUCUCGAUACAUAGAUUUGGACAGUGGGAACGUUUUGGUGAACUCUCUAGAGGUAUUCUCGCUGAAUAAAAUACUUUAUACCAGUGGUUCUCAAAAGGUGGGUCAUGCUUUACAAGGGGGGCGUGGACAAUAUUUUGAUGUGGCGUGAACUAAUUGAAAAUAAAAAUAUUUUGCUCACCUUAUUUUGGAUAUUUACAUUCUCUUGUUUAGAGAUUGUGAUUUUAUCCGCGUGUUUUCAACAUGUUUUUUGAACAAAACAUACUUUCGCCUUACUAACAGCUAUUUGUAGCUUGACGCAGCUGAGAAAUUAACAAAUUUAAAAAUGGGGCGUGGCUUGAAAAGUUUAAGAACCACUAGUAUACACUGCUUUAUACAUUAAACAUGAACCAUCCUGUCAUGACGAGAGAGUUCUUGUCUGGGUAAAUGUUUUUUCUUUUUUUGUCUUGUAUUUUACUCGUUUUUGUACAUAUGGCACCAGAAAUGCAUUUUUCGUUUCAAUCUCUUAUAUUAUUGUUGUGAAGGACAGAAGUUACUAAUACUGGUAGUUAUUAUAUGUUGUAAUUGUUGAAUAUAUUUAGUAGAUAACUUUA